UUGUUACAUCCUGUAUUCCCAAUUAAUAUGGUACCGACUAAAUGGUUGCUGAAUAUCUCCAGGAAUUGCUGCAAGUGGCGUCCUCCUCAAAAGCAGAAAAAAAUAUUGUCUCAGGAGGAAUACAGUAGCUUUAUUAACUCUCUGCCCGUUAUAAUAGACAAAGGAGUUCAGCAGACUAAGUACUUGGAGAAUGAUGAAUUACGUGAUAGAAUGAAAAGAAUUACAGAAUACUACAUGCGCGGACGAAAAACAAUUCAAGGUGAAUUGACUAUACUUGGCCAUGAACUACUAGAAUCUGAAAAAAUAAAAGGCGAUUUGAAAAAUCAACAAUAUGUUUUAGCUUGGUGCGUUGAAUUGUUGAUGUCAUAUAUUCUUAUAUUGGACGACAUCGAGGACGGUGCGACGUUCCGCAAUGGGAAACCAUGCUGGCACAUGUUGGCGGACGUGGGUUCGCUGGCCGGCAAUGACGCCAGCAUGCUCCGCAGCUUCAUCAUGCAAUUGCUACACAUCAACUUCUCCUCACAGCUCUUUGUUGACUUUGCUAAACUCUUCAACGAGGCCUUUUUCACUUGUAACGUUGGUCAAUAUUUGGAUGCUAUAACAUCAAAACAACGCAAUUACAAAAACUUCACAAUGGAUUUGUACAAAAACAUAGCCUUGUACAAAUACGCAUACUAUUCUGUCAAGUUUCCCAUACUGUCCGCUCUGGUGCUGUCAAAGAAUUAUAACAAGGAUACAUGUCGAUAUGUGGAUGAUAUCUUAACAGACGUUGGAAUUUGGAGCCAAAUAAAUAACGACUUCACUGACUAUUAUGAUGACGACGAGCAAACUGGUAAAACGGGGUCUGACAUCCAAGCGGGCAAAUGCACGUGGCUGGCGGUGACCGCCCUUCAGCGCUGCUCACCCGCCCAGAGAGAGGAAUUCUACGCUCACUACGGCAGCUGGCAGCCGGACCACGUGGCGCGGAUCCGUGAUAUCUACCAACAACUUGGCAUCGUCGGCAUUUACUACAGAGAGGAAAAAGCCACCUAUGAUAGAAUCAUAAAGAAAAUUGAAUCGCUUCCCGCGAAUGCCCUGCCAUCGGCUGAAUUUUUUAAAACAGUGGUUGACGCUUACUAUCCGAAUGUCGCUUGUGGAAAAGCGUUUAAUCGAAAUAAUUAAACCAACAACAUGGUCAAAAUCAAAUAUUAAUAGAACUAUUUUUUUGCUUAUCCGCCGUAUUUUUCACAAUUUCAAAAUUCAUCUAAUUUAUCCGAUGUAAACUGAAGAACCACUGUCGAAAUAACGAGAAACGUGAUCGAAUAAUUUCGUAUCACGUUUCAUACAAAGUAAUUAAAAUAAUUUUCCAAUCGAUCUCAGUCAAUUAUUGAUUUCAACAAAACAAUUGAACUUUUUAUAAAUCUAUUUCAACAUUUC
This is a messenger RNA of Papilio machaon (common yellow swallowtail), 1416 nucleotides long. Its product is annotated as farnesyl pyrophosphate synthase 2. Gene Ontology annotation, molecular function: (2E,6E)-farnesyl diphosphate synthase activity; dimethylallyltranstransferase activity. The coding region runs from base 28 to 1161 and encodes 377 amino acids. The record is from RefSeq and is a predicted model, not a curated record. The transcript has 6 exons. Gene Ontology annotation, cellular component: cytoplasm. Gene Ontology annotation, biological process: trans, trans-farnesyl diphosphate biosynthetic process. NCBI's taxonomy places the organism in Eukaryota, Metazoa, Arthropoda, Insecta, Lepidoptera, Papilionidae.